AUGUGGUCGGUGAGUGCGGGGGUAGCGGGCAGGUCGGGCCCGGGCAGGGCUGGCCCCAAACACCGGCCGGGCGCGGGGAGCGCACAGCGCGCCCGGCGGGGCAGCUCCCCGCGCUGUGCCAGGGCCAGGCCCCGGCAGCGUUCCCAGUGUCCGCUGCCCGCCCCGGCAGGCUCGGAGAUGAUCGAGACCCAGGAGGACAUUUACGUGGGCUCCAUCGAGACGGACCGGGGCGUGCGGGAGCAGGUGCGCUUCUACGACACGCGGGGACUGCGGGACGGGCUGGAGCUGCCCAAGCACUGCUUCUCCUGCACCGACGGCUACGUGCUGGUCUACAGCACCGACAGCAAGGAGUCCUUCAAGCGUGUCGAGCUGCUCAAGAAGGAGAUCGACAAGUCCAAGGACAAGAAGGAGGUCACCAUUGUGGUUUUGGGCAACAAGUGUGACCUGCAGGAGCAGCGGCGGGUGGACCACGAUGCAGCCCAGCACUGGGCCAAGGGCGAGAAGGUGAAGCUGUGGGAGGUGUCCGUGGCUGACCGGCGCACGCUGAUCGAGCCCUUCAUCUACCUGGCCAGCAAGAUGACACAGCCACAGAGCAAGUCUGCGUUUCCCCUGAGCCGCAAGAACAAGGGCAGCGGAUCCAUGGACGGAUGA
Messenger RNA from Vidua macroura (Pin-tailed whydah), 651 nucleotides. RefSeq names its product NFKB inhibitor interacting Ras like 2 (gene NKIRAS2). The transcript is spliced from 2 exons. Bases 1 to 651 code for a protein of 216 amino acids. Lineage: Eukaryota; Metazoa; Chordata; Aves; Passeriformes; Viduidae. The record is from RefSeq and is a predicted model, not a curated record. Gene Ontology annotation, molecular function: GTPase activity; GTP binding. Gene Ontology annotation, biological process: canonical NF-kappaB signal transduction.